Messenger RNA from Trachymyrmex septentrionalis, 3640 nucleotides. It is a transcript of the gene TTLL5, whose product is annotated as tubulin polyglutamylase TTLL5. The coding region runs from base 209 to 2623 and encodes 804 amino acids. Lineage: Eukaryota; Metazoa; Arthropoda; Insecta; Hymenoptera; Formicidae. Gene Ontology annotation, cellular component: cilium. Gene Ontology annotation, molecular function: tubulin-glutamic acid ligase activity; tubulin binding. Gene Ontology annotation, biological process: protein polyglutamylation; microtubule cytoskeleton organization. The transcript is spliced from 16 exons. The record is from RefSeq and is a predicted model, not a curated record.
UAGCAUUCGAUUGACAGGGGUAGACAGUAGGUAGCGGGAUACAGGUAGUAGGAAUACAGUAUUUAUUAUACCAGUUAUACUCUUUCACGGUAUGGUUGUGAUUAGUGCCGGUCCGCAAGUAUAAAAUAAAAUAGUUUUCGCGAUGUAUAGUCACCAGAUAUAUAAUUGACAAGGAUUAAGUCGUCUGAACGAAUUGCGAUGAAUUAAGAUGUCCCAAAGAAAUACCAAUGUAGUAGGAAGAUUAGACUUGAAACGUUCGAAAAAACUCAUGUCGUCUUCCAGCCUGUCUAGUAUGUCGCAGUUAUCCAAUAACAGCGAAGAAACGUUAAAGAGCUUGGUACACAAAUCUCACAAAUCUGAUAAUUUAGAAAACACAACGAAUGCAAGAAAUGCAAUAAACAACGAAUGGUUAUUGAAUGGACCAAAUGGAAGCAAGAUGCCCAUUUUACGCUUUAAAUGUUCCGCUUUAGCAACGCCACCAGAAAACCCACCUGCGAAGCAGCUACACAUGACUUACAAGAUCUUUCAAACUGACACUAAACUCAUUAAUCUUCUGCUGCAAUCACACGGUCUAAUGGAGGUACCUAUGAAUGAGACAGAUUUUAACAUAUUAUGGAUGGGAAGUCAUCCAAAACCGGACAUCUUGCGAAAUUUGAUGCCUUAUCAAAAAAUAAAUCAUUUUCCUAGAUCGUACGAAAUUACCCGAAAAGAUCGCCUUUAUAAAAAUAUCGAAGCUAUGCAAAGAAGUAAGGGUCUUCGAAAUCUUGAUUUUAUACCUCAGACAUUUUUACUGCCUACUGAAGCCAGAGAGUUGAUUUCGGCGCAUUUCAGAUAUAGAGGGCCUUGGAUUGUCAAGCCUAAAGCUAGUUCGCGAGGCCGUGGCAUUUAUAUUGUUAAUAAUCCUGAGAAGAUCCUGACAGAUGAAUCGGUUAUUGUGGCGCAAUACAUAAAUAAUCCGCUUUUAAUCGACGGACAUAAAUGCGAUUUGCGCCUUUACGUAGCUGUAACGAAUUACGAUCCCCUGCUAAUUUAUUUAUAUGAGGAAGGUUUAGUGAGAUUUGCCGCUGUUAAAUAUGAUGGCGGAAGUGAAUAUGUUUGGAAUCCUUGCAUGCAUCUUUGCAACUAUAGUAUAAACAAGUUCCACGUGGAUUAUGUAAAGAGUGAAGAUCCCGAUGCCGAGGAUGUAGGACAUAAAUGGACAUUAUCGGCAUUACUUAGACAUUUACGCUCAAUGGGUCAAGAUACGGAAUCGCUUAUGCAGCGAAUAGAAGAUAUUAUUAUAAAGUCAAUUCUUGCUACUGCAUCUGGAAUCGUCAGCGGUUUAAAGCAAUUCGUGAAAUACCCCGAGACAUGUUUCGAGCUAUUUGGCUUCGAUAUACUGAUUGACGAUAUGUUGAAGCCGUGGUUAUUGGAAGUAAAUUUAACCCCCUCGUUGGGAUGUGAUUCACCACUAGAUGUUAGACUCAAGUCAGCUUUAAUAACAGAUUUGCUUACUCUCGUCGGCAUAGCUGCUGUCGAUCCAAUCCUGCGCUCUCAAAAUUUAAAUCGUGCUGCCAUAAAUUCCGAUAAAAAGAUAACUAAUUAUAGAAGAGUGCAGUCUGCAGAAACAUUGCCUCAAGAAAGGAAGAAUAUUAGAAAUAAUAAAAGUAAAGUAGGUUUAAAUUUAGAUCAACAACGAAUAGUAGCGUCUGCAAAAGCACAAUUUGAGAGAAGAGGUGGAUUCGUUAGAAUAUUUCCAAGUCCGAAAUCUUGGGAACUCUACUCACAGUACUUAGAUUCAAUUACAGGUGCACCAAUGAUUUCGGAUCCGCUAGGUCCAAGGAGAUUACCGCAACAUAUUAAUACUAACCAUAAUCUAAUGUUGCAUGAACAAUUGUUUCCUGCAGCUAAUCGCAUUACUGGCUACAUUGUUUCAGAAGUCAUAUUAGAUAGAUUAUCUAGGUACGAAAGAUAUGAAAGAGCGUUAGUGAAAGGCCACAAACAGAGCUUGGACAGAAUGAACAACAAAGAGAAUGUAGCUAUAGAUGUAUAUAAAUAUAAAAGUCAAGUAUUGCAAUCAAUGCAAGAAGGCAAUAAGUUAAGUUCUGGUGAAGCAAGGAGAGCCUUCGGUUUAUAUCUAGGUUAUAUAUUACGGAAAAUAUCACAGCCUAAUGUAGAUCCAGUAUGUUGCGAUCUUGUUAUGAAAUUUCUCCAACAUUCGUCUUGCAGUUUGAGAACACCAUUUUUAUUUACGUUACCAUGCAGUAAGUUAAGCGAUAAAGACCGAGCUGCCAUCACCGCCAAGCAACUUUCUGAUUUUUUGCAUCUGUAUAACAGAGAAACAGAUCUAUACGAAGACACCGUAGAUCGGUCUCAUACCGUUCCUAAUAAACUCUUCCAAAAGUUUUUAGCUGCUGCAAGUGAACAAGAUCUUGAUGAUGUGCUGAUUCUACAAACUCGUCUUUAUAAGUGCACUCACAGUUUCUUGGGAAGAAGCGGCUUUGCUGGCAAUCUACGCGGCGCAAAUCUUCUCGGGUCUUUACCGCAUAUUACAUCGCGAGUGUAUUCCAAUGCCGCUGCAACAGAACAAUGCAGAUGUAAUAAUUCAAUUAAUAGAAUCUUCCAUUAUCUUUCAAAUCAAUGAUCAGUCAGAUACAUCCACGUACAGUCACGUUGCUUCAUAAAAUUAAUUACUAUAAUCAGCUAUUCAGGAGACACGAUGUCUCGUCGGCCUUGGCUAAGAUAAGCGCAGCGAUAUGGCAUGAUUGCAGUAACAGAGAACUUACAAGUUCUCUGCUUUGAUCGGGAUUGCUUCCAAAAACAUGGCCACUUAUAAAGCGCAAGCAAAUAUGCGCGGCUGAAAACGGGCUCUUGUCUCUACUAUAUAUCCUUACUACUGUGCUUCAGUGAUAGAAAACGGUCUCGACUGGAUGUCUCGUGGAUGUACCGAAUCUCGACCGGACGACUUGGAAAGAUAUAAGAAUACUACCGCACUAGAUCUCGACCACACAAAGUCAAUAGAAAUUGAAUAAAAUUGCUUGACUAACUGGUCGCGGAUCGGCAGAAUGUCAAUUAACUGGCCAAUUAACUAAACUUUAACUGACUCUGCUGUUAAUGAUCUAUUUUAGAUUAAUUAGUAGUAUCGGUUACGAAUUGGAUAUUAGGAUCGGUGUUACUUGUGGCCUAAAUUUUUUGUUCCUUAACUCUCAAACAAUGUUAGCCAUUUUCGUCAUCGAUCAUUUGCCGGAUGUUCAAUAUCGAUAGUUCAGAGCCAUAUGUGUCAUCUUCAAAUAACCGAUACUGUUUCAAUUUAUAAAUCCUUAAUCUACUACUUCUUUUGUUCCUUAGGAGACUUCUUUUUUACUCGACACUUGUUCGAAUAUUUAAUUUAGCAACAUCCUUCUGAGCUAAUUAUUAUUCUAUAAGAGAGAUCGUUAUUUGGCUCAUUACUAUCGCAACUUUCUGUAGCAGAAAUAGAUGAUUCACAGAUAAUACUUAUUAAAAAUUUUUAUGAUGAUGACGAAAAUCCUCACCAAAGAAAAAAAUUGUGGAGUCUAGACGUAACAUUUGUAUAUAAAAAAAGCAAUAUAUAACACUACACACUUACACAAUAGAAUAACGUUUCAAACACAGAAAUUACCUCGUUUUAUCGUUUUGUGAC